Molecule: messenger RNA, 648 nt
Organism: Haemonchus placei
Lineage: Eukaryota; Metazoa; Nematoda; Chromadorea; Rhabditida; Trichostrongylidae
Source: the annotation of a GenBank genome assembly
AUGGCCAAUAAUAUUAUCCUUGAUUUCCAGGGUACCCAAAUGGACGAUGUUGCUGUCAGUUCGUCAUAUGAAGGUGGUCUGUCGGUAUUGCUGUCAGCAUGCGCUCCACCGCUAAGCCUCGACGACGACUUUGGUCUUGGAUGGGAUUGCUUUGAUCGGAAAAAGGACGUGAAAAGUGAUUCAUUUGAUGAUUUCGAUUCGACAACAAAUUCACCAUUAUCACAUCUUGGAGUUGAAUCCGAAUCUUCUUCACCGUCAUCAUUAACCUGUAGCUUGUCUCCUUUGGAUUUGGAUUGUGACACUUCGCUUCCGUCUUUUUCCUAUGAUGAAUCGCCUUCACCACUUCUCGGUAUGCCCGAUCCGAUUGUACCAGCGAUGGUUAUGGAUGACCCAUUCGCUGUUGCUUCUGUACCGACACGGAGACCUAUUAUGGUUCGGAAGCGUAUGCAUGAAUGUUCAAUGGUAUGCUGGCUUUUCCGGACCUUACUCACUUCCGAAUAUCGUGCUCUGCCAUUGAAUGCCAUCUUUGAAAUUUUUGAGGAUACUAACCCCUCGUCAGCCCAUGGCCGUCAUUGGCGUCAGUCCAUUCGGCAUUGUCUAAUGUCAUCUGCGGUUUUCGUUCGCGUCCUAACACCAAAUGUUUGUUGA